GACUGGCUGGCCUUUGAUCGAGAAUGGGACACGGAUUUGAGAGAGUUUAACGCGCGCCUGUAACACCGAGAAUGACAUUAGUGGCGCGCGCAUCUGUGCGUGCUCGAGCCGCUACCAGCGCACCGACAUACUCCGCGGAAAACGGUGCUCCGAGAAUUGAGAAACUGAGGAUGCACAGAGCCCAUGCUGGUUCAAACACAACGAUCGCGAGCAGCCAAAAUAGUUUCACUUUCAGAGCCACAAUGGAGCCAGUUUCGGCGUCCCUCGCCGCGCGGAAGGGAGGGCGUGCGGCUCACCGAUUGGGGUAAAGUCAUGUUGAACGAUUUAUAUCACAACCUACGUGCAUCAAGAAAGUCCAUUCUGUUCCAAUCGCCAGCAGACAGGCGUGGCUGCCCAAAAUCUUCGACGAAUAGUGAAAAAAUGGGAGGGCACGAGCGAGCUGCGUGAUGUCCUCUCCGAAGGUAGGCUGCAGCGUGUGUUUAUUGAUGAGAUGAAAGAAGAUGGAAGUGAGAAAUGAAACAAAGUAAGGGACAAUAUUAAUAAAGUCAGUCCUUGCCUGGGGAAAGCCGGGAAGCUGUGAAUCCUGUAGCCACUGGACGAGAAAGAGCAGCAGGGCGACUUUGAACAUUCUGCAUGAGGUUAGAUUGUGGCCAGACCGAAAUGAAAUGAGUGGUUACGACUGACCUCUUCCGCUGCACCACCACCACCAGCAACCUGUAGCAUCUAACCAGUGCCUCUCCACCAGCCUGAUACACCCACACCCACAGAACACCAUCAGACUGUGACAUCAGGUGCAAGGGGAUGACCGAACGCAUUCACCACAUUAAUCUCCACAACUUUAGCAAUUCUGUACUUGAGACCCUCAAUGAGCAGCGAAACCGCGGGCACUUCUGUGACGUGACGGUUCGGAUCCACGGAAGCAUGCUGCGAGCUCACCGCUGUGUGCUGGCUGCAGGCAGCCCCUUCUUUCAGGACAAGCUGCUCCUGGGCUACAGUGACAUCGAGAUCCCCUCUGUGGUUUCUGUGCAGUCCGUCCAGAAACUGAUUGACUUCAUGUACAGCGGCGUGCUGCGGGUCUCCCAGUCCGAGGCGCUGCAGAUCCUCACGGCUGCCAGCAUACUUCAGAUCAAGACCGUCAUCGACGAGUGCACCCGCAUUGUUUCGCAGAAUGUGGGCAUCGCUGGACCUGGCAGCUUCUCCGUGGUCCCAGGAGACUCGGGGCAGGAGACGCCUCGGGGAACUCCUGAGUCUGGCACGUCCGGCCCAAGCAGUGAUGCCGAAUCAGGCUACAUGCAAACAUCUCACCAGAGCCUUGACCGCGUUUACUCCUCGCUUUACUCCAGCUGUUCUGGGUUGGGCCUGCAAAACGGUACCCGAGGAAAUCGCUCCCACUAUGCCAGCACCGUGGCGAACGCCAGCUACGACUCGUCCCUUCCACUACAGCAGAAGGAGGGAGGGCAGGACCCUGCCUGGAUCACACGCAUCCACGAGCGCUCGCAACAGAUGGAGCGCUUCCUGGCCACGUCUGAGAGUACACACUGCCGGAAACAGCCUCGUCCCGUCAGGCUCCACACUGGUGACAUUCACAUCAAGCAGGAGCAAGGGGACGAGUACACCUGCUACGGGCUGGAGGACUGCCGCGAGGACGGCGAGCAGCUGGAGUGUGUCGAGAGCGAGCCCAAAGGCGAGAGCUUCGACUCCGGCGUCAGCUCUUCCAUCGGCACAGAAACGGAUUCUGUCGAGCAGCCCUUCUCGUCUGCGUUCGCUCGAGACAACUGUCCGAAUAAAAGCCUGCAAGGUGAGCGGGGAACCCCUGUGCAGAUCGAGGUCAACGAUUCAUCCCCCGAGCAGACCCAAGAGUCGGUGGAAGACGAGAACAGAAACGGUCCUUCUCAAGAGAGUGGCGAGCUCGGACUCCAUCAGCUGCCACAAGCAUCCCAGGCGAUGCCUGGCGGGCCGUACCUGCGGCCAGGUGAGCCACUUACCAGCAACCUGCGGAUGCCCCUCACCCUGACCAGCAACAGCCAGGUAAUGGGAACCGCAGGCAACACGUACUUGCCUACACUCUUCACAACGCAGUCAGCCAGCGACAACAAGCCUUUCCUCUUCAGCCUGCCCCAGUCCAUUGGGAGUCAGCAGCCCCAGUUUGUGGCAGUGCCCUCUCCCAGCAUGCCUCCGUUCCCCGGCGGACUGACCGUGCCACCGGGUGGAAGUCAACAGCAGGGUGGUGCUUCUGUGGGACAGCACGGGGAGAAGAAGCCCUACGCGUGCACUCUUUGUUCCAAGACCUUCACUGCCAAACAAAACUUUGUGAAACACAUGUUUGUGCACACAGGUGAGAAGCCGCACCAGUGCAGUAUCUGCUGGCGUUCGUUCUCGCUGAAGGAUUAUCUCAUCAAACACAUGGUCACACACACAGGUGUCCGAGCGUACCAGUGCAGCAUCUGCAACAAACGCUUCACCCAGAAGAGCUCGCUCAACGUCCAUAUGCGCCUGCACCGUGGAGAGAAGUCUUAUGAGUGCUACAUCUGCAAGAAGAAGUUCUCCCACAAGACCCUGUUGGAGCGCCACAUGGCCCUGCACAGCUCCGAGACCGGGGUCUCCGGGGUCAGUGCCGCAGGGAGCGCCGGAGGCCCCGCGUCCAUCCCGGUGCCCAUGGCUGUUCCCGAGCCAGGAGCAGGAGUGGUGUCUCUCACCAUGCCGGUGGGAGUGGGCGGGGCCGGGGGCGGAGUCGGGGGCGGAGUCGGAAGCAGCGGAGUGAGCGUCGCUGCGGAAGCAAGCUGCCAGGAGGGGACCACCUACAUGUGCUCCGUGUGCCCUGUCAAGUUUGACCAAAUCGAGCACUUCAAUGACCACAUGCGCAAGCAUGUCUCCGAUGGAUAAGUACAAAUUUAAAAAAACCAUGAAAGAAUUCAAUGAUACAGAAAACGGCACUAGAUUUUUUUUUUUUUUCUUAUAUUGGGGCAUGAAGAGUAAUGAGUAUAGACACUGGCACAUUAAGUUUUCUAGAAAAAAAUAAGCGUUUAAUUUCUUUUCUUUCUUUCUUUUUUUUUUUGUCCUUGCUAUUCUUAAAGAAUAAAAAAAGAUGGUGGCCUUAAGGCUGUGUAGUUGGAUGACGAUCCACUGGCUGGAUCCAUACUACUGGCCUCUAAAUGUAUGCUUUCCUUAAAUACUGAUUUAUGUGUUGAACACUACCGAAAGGCCUGCGAAAGAACACACAAGAAAAAAAAAUUCACAUGCGCGCGCACACUCAGACAUACACACGAACACAAAUACACAAAUCCAUGCAUGCACUCACACACACAAACUACUUAUACACACUUAUAUAUGGUAGAGGUAUUUUGUACGUCUGUGUAUUUGUGCAUGUGAGUGUGCGUGUGUGCACAAAAAUAAAUAUUGCAGUGAAUUUUUUAACCUUGUAGAUCUUUUCCCAUGUAGACCGUAUUGGACACUAUAAGCGUCCAAGCUUACUGUGGUAUAGAUUUAACCUAAAAACAAAUAAAAAUGAAAGGAAAGGAAAGGAAAUAAAAAUAAAAAAAGAUUUGGCUCUAGAUUCGUCCUAAAAUAACGAUGGUCACAUGUUUGCCUUUUUUCGUGCGAUAAGCAUAGGAGAGUUGUUCUGAUUUGACACUGGGUUUUUAUUUAUUAUUAUGGCAUUGAGGGAUUAUGAUGUUGAUGUUGUCAAGGUACAAGCCAGUUUUACUAACUGUACUAAAAUGGGAAUUUUUGAGUGGCUUGAUGAAUGAAUGAUGAUUAUGAUUAAGACAUUUUCCUUUUCUCCCGCCCACAUUUUUUUAUUUGAUGGUUCAGGUCAAGUUUACAACAAAAAAAAUAUAUAUAUAUAAAUAUGACAGUAUUCGAGCAAAACCUUUGAAUGCCGUUAAUAAUAAUUUCCAAUUCGUUUUGCAUACACUGCCACUAAGAAGACGACUGUUAGUUGACCUCCUCCGCUUCAAAACGA
Carassius carassius (crucian carp) is the source of this 3961-nucleotide messenger RNA. Its product is annotated as zinc finger and BTB domain-containing protein 20-like. Bases 802 to 2883 code for a protein of 693 amino acids. NCBI's taxonomy places the organism in Eukaryota, Metazoa, Chordata, Actinopteri, Cypriniformes, Cyprinidae. The transcript is spliced from 4 exons. Gene Ontology annotation, biological process: regulation of immune system process; regulation of cytokine production; negative regulation of transcription by RNA polymerase II. The record is from RefSeq and is a predicted model, not a curated record. Gene Ontology annotation, molecular function: protein binding.